AUGGCAUAUUUAAGAAGAGUAUCUUAUUCUGUGAGAGGGUAUAUAAAUAUGCAAAUAGGCCCUUUAGUUAAUGAAAUCCUUCUUGAAGAUUUCAUUCCUGGACAGCUCUACCAGUGGUUGGACUUCAGCCUCUGCCACCUGUAUUGCCGCCAUUUCACAUUUGUGGUGCUGGUAGACCUAGGAGGGGCCGUGGUUGUCAACGGCAGCAGCAGUUCCAGAAAAUCAUGGAAUGGUCCGGCAUCCAAAUGUGCACGAACAACCAAGUGGUAA
Messenger RNA from Macrosiphum euphorbiae (potato aphid), 270 nucleotides. Lineage: Eukaryota; Metazoa; Arthropoda; Insecta; Hemiptera; Aphididae. The record is from the annotation of a GenBank genome assembly.